Raphanus sativus (radish) is the source of this 2037-nucleotide messenger RNA. Its product is annotated as protein GRAVITROPIC IN THE LIGHT 1. Gene Ontology annotation, biological process: negative gravitropism; response to red or far red light. The record is from RefSeq and is a predicted model, not a curated record. The transcript has 3 exons. Lineage: Eukaryota; Viridiplantae; Streptophyta; Magnoliopsida; Brassicales; Brassicaceae. Bases 383 to 1714 code for a protein of 443 amino acids.
UAAACGAGGUGUAAAAUACCUCUUAAUGUUAAGGGUAUUUCGCAAAUAGUUUGAAACUCCCAAUGCUGCUGUCGCUUUGCUGAGCUAAAAACUUUGCUCUCUGUGGUUGCCCUUUUCCGUCAUUUCAUCUAAAAAUCCUUUCAUCUCCUCUCCCUCCUGACCGUUUCUCCUCAAGCUCUCAUUAACAUCUCUCUCUUUCCUUCUCUCUCUGUCUGUUGCUUGUAGUUUUUUCAAGUAGGCUAAAAAGAACAGAACAAUCUUACCUGGGUUUAAACAGAGGUUGGUUUGUCAGAUUCUCAAGUUUAUUUCUUCAGAUUGUUACUCUAUAUGAUCAAGUGAGACCUUCAAGAAUAAACAAAGACAAGUCUGGAACUUUAGCAAGAUGGAGACUGUGAAACCAAUGGCUGUUACUUCCAAGGGUAAAUUCAGACGCACGUUUGCUAAAGUUCUUAACAUCCAUAAGCUAACUGAUGUGAAGAAAACAAAGUUUGAUUCCAAGAAUACCAAUCUGUCCGAGUCUUUCUACAAGCUUGAGGAAGAGUAUGAGAGACGUCUAUCCUUAGAAGCUCUUCUCGCGAAGCUGUUUGCUACUGUUUCUACAAUCAAAGCUGGCUAUGCGCAGCUACAGCACUCUCAGUCACCGUACGACGCAAUAGGGAUUCAGAAAGCAGACAACUUGGUGGUCUCCGAGCUGAAGACUUUGUCUGAGCUGAAACAAUGCUUCUUGAAGAAACAGAUGGAUCCAAACCCCGAACGAACUCUUCUUCUCGCAGAGAUUCAAGAGCUGAGGAGUCUACUGAAGACGUAUGAGAUCAUGGGGAGGAAGCUUGAGUCUCAGCGUAAGCUUAAAGACUCAGAGAUUCUGUUUCUUAGAGAGAAGCUCGAGGAAACGACAAAACAGAACAGGUUAACAGAGAAGAGACUUAACCAAAGCGGACAGCUUUGCAACCCUUUAGACAAUCUUCACCUAUCAGCGCUGAAUCCAACCCACUUCGUUGCUUAUCUCCACCACACAGUCAAAUCCAUCAGAGGGUUCGUCAAGCUAAUGGUCCAACAGAUGAAACUCGCGGGAUGGGAUCUUUCAAUGGCUGCUAACUCGAUCCAGCCCGGCGUGUUUUAUUACAAGCAAGACCACAAGUGUUUCGCUUUCGAACACUUUGUCUCCAACGUAAUGUUCGAAGCUUUCCAUCUACCUCACUUCUCAACCGAUUCAAGAAGAUGCAAGAAACAGAGCAAAACAGAGAAACAGAGCAAAACAGAGAGGGAGACGUUCUUUGAGAGGUUUACAGAGCUCAGGUCGAUGAAAGCUAGAGAUUACUUAAACGCACGGUCCAAAUCAAGAUUCGCUAGGUUCUGCAGAAGCAAGUUCUUGCAGCUUAUACAUCCGAAGAUGGAUGAAGCUUUCUUUGGACAUACGCAUUUGAGAAACCAAGUCUCCUCUGCUUAUGUGUUUCCAGAGACGAGCUUGUGCUCUAGGUUUCUUGAAAUGGCGAAAAGGGUUUGGCUUCUGCAUUGCUUGGCUUUGUCUUUUGAGCACGAAGCUGAGAUCUUUCGAGUGCGCAGAGGUUGUAGAUUCUCUGAAGUGUACAUGAAGAGUGUUGCUGAGGAGGCGUUGGAGGAAACAGAGCAGCCACGUGUCGCGUUCACGGUGGUUCCGGGGUUUAGGAUCGGGACCAGUUUGGUACAGUGUGAGGUUUAUCUCUCGGGUUCGUGAUAGCCGUCCGAUCUAAGAUGUGAAAUCGGAGGGUGGUGAGUACUUGAGGAUGUUUUGGUAAUUUCGAAAGUUGUGGGGUUGAUUUUUGGAGAAUGGGAAGUAGUGUGGUGUUUUGCUAAUGUUGGCUCUGGCUUUUUUGAGUUUUGUCGAUAUUGGUGCAGAGAAAAUUAGAGGCAUCUCUUAGCUGUUGUCCAUUGAAUAUUUAUCUCCCUUUUUCUAUAUAAUAUGUAAAUAUUUUAUGAUUUUCGAUAUGUACUAAUAAUAUAGUUAGAGAAACUUAUUAUAAAUAAAUUCCAAGGAGCGUAAUAUUGGAACGAUGAAAA